Messenger RNA from Ruditapes philippinarum (Manila clam), 1020 nucleotides. RefSeq names its product probable 4-coumarate--CoA ligase 1. The record is from RefSeq and is a predicted model, not a curated record. NCBI's taxonomy places the organism in Eukaryota, Metazoa, Mollusca, Bivalvia, Venerida, Veneridae. Gene Ontology annotation, molecular function: CoA-ligase activity.
AAUUCCAGUUUCACAAUGGCUUCCUCGGCUUGUUCUGCAUGCAGGCAGUUGUUAACGACGUCCUGCAAGAGAUUUGUACCUGUCACCUCAUCUAUAAAGUCUCAUCAGAAGUUCUUGACAAAUGUCACCUCUCGUAAUAAACUCAGUGUAUGCAGACAUUUUAGCAGUGGUGUUGAUAAGCAGACGGUCAUUUUCAGAGAAAAUGGAGAAACUAUUAUUGGAAGCCCAUAUCCAGACGUCCCAUUGUGCAAUAAAACAUUUCGAGAUUUUAUGUUUGCUAAUUUAGAUGAAUUUAAAAAUUUGGAUAUGAUGGUAGACUAUCCGACAGGGAGAGUAUAUUCUGGUGCCAAAAUAAAAGAUCAGGUUAUAAAAGUAGCAAGUGCUUUGACACGCCUGGGUUACAAGAAGGGAGAUGUGGCUUUGGUGUUCUCUAAUAAUUGUCCGGAGUACCCGAUCAUCUUUCUGGCUUGUGCGGCGAUAGGUGUUACAGUGAGCACCGCCAACCCAGUGUACACACCAACUGAAUUGGCCAGACAACUUGUUCAUAGUGAAACAAAGUGUAUUUUUACAAUGGCAUCCAUGCUGCCAACAGUACAAGAAGCCUUUGCAAUAGACCAAGUUGUUUCACAGAGUAUUAAGGAUGUGAUUAUAAUUGACGGAGAGGCGGACAAAUGCCGACCUUUCCAGAAUCUUCUUGACGACAACGGUCACAGUUUCCCCGAGAAUGUUGACAUCAACCCUGGAGAAGCUAUUCUUACGUUGCCAUACAGUAGUGGCACAACGGGACUUCCCAAAGGCGUAAUGUUGUCACAUACAAACAUGGUGAUGAACUUACUACAAGCGCAAACAGGUCAGAUGAAGUUUGAGACAGGUAAAGAAGUUCUAAUGGGCUUGUUGCCGUUUUAUCAUAUAUAUGGUAUGAUGGUGUUACAGUUUGGAACGCUGGCUCAAGGGGCAAAGCUCAUUAUCCAUCCAAAGUUCGAGCCGGCAGCAUUUUUACAGUCAGUACAAGACCAUGAG